AUGAGGCGAACCAUACACCCCAAAGAUUCCCCACUCUGCAGGGGUAUACUGGAGCAACCUAUGGAGAAAGUGAAGAUGCCGACGUGCAAAUACAACGGAACCACAGACCCCGAAAAUCACUCCACCGCUUUCGAACAACACAUGAUGCUGUAUUUUGACUCAGAUGCCAUGUGGUGCAAAGUGUUCCAGACCACAUUAUCAGGGGUGGCAGCCGAUUGGUAUAAGAAGUUACCGGCCGGAUCGAUAUUCAGUUUUCGGCAGAUACAAGAAGACUUUGUGAGGCGAUUCAUUAGCAAGGUUGAACGAAAGAAAACAUCUGGAGAGCUGAUGUCAAUCUCACAAAGGCCGAAAGAAUCGCCGAGAGAGUACCUUACUCGGUUUAACAACGAAUCCAUCACAAUACCAGAUUUACAGCAAGAAAUAGCCGUCUUGGCUCUGUUGAGAGGGAUGCAAGAAUGCGAGUUCAAAAGAUACCUGGGAAGAAAAUCAUUUACCUCGCUGGGGGAGGCCUUGAGAAAAGCAAACGAGUAUAUCAGGAGUGAUGAGCUGAUGCUAAUAUCACCCAUAGGGGGAAAUCAGGCAGUACAAUCGGCCAAUAAGGAUCAUGUUCCCAUACAGCAACACAAUUACCGGAAAGAUAACGGUAGAAAGGAGGGCCAUCAGCAGAGAGGGGGAUAUCCGAAUAGACAACAGCCGGUAGGGGCGUAUCAGGUGUACACUCCCCUGAACACCGCCAGAGCCACGAUCUACGCAGUAAAUAAAUCGGCAACGUGGAGAAAACCGUUACCGAUGGAUGCCCCAGGUAACAAUAAGAACUUUUGUGCUUUUCAUAAUGAUCAUGGUCAUUACACGGAGCAUUGUAAAGAGCUCAAGGAUAACAUCGAAGAGCUGGUAAGAAGGGGAUACCUAUCCCAGUACAGGGUUCGACAGGAGGGCCAGGGAGGAAAUAAUAGACAGGGCAGUUCGCAUAGUCAUGCCCCAUAUACACCUACUCAGCCAGGGUAUGCACAGCCCACUGGUAGGAUUGAGCAGGCACCACCAUCCCGGCAAGAAAUCCGGUCAUUACCGGAAACAGGCAAAGAUGGGGCCGAUAGGGGAAAGAGACCCACGGUUUGGGUGAUCUCUGGAGGGCCCGUGCAUGGAGGUACAGUCAGCGGGGCGAUAAGAAAUCUAGAGGAGCACAGGCACUUGGUGAGUUACCAUAGCGCAAGGAAAUGGCCGGAACCAAUCCCCCUACCGGUCAUCACAUUCACCUCGGACGAUUGUCGCGGCAUUAUAUAUCCCCAUGAUGACCCGCUGGUAUUGGAACUCGAGAUAGCAAACUUCCCCGUCAAGAGAUGCCUGAUUGACGGAGGCAGCUCUGCGAACAUCAUAUUUUGGGAAGCUUUCACCCAGCUGAACAUAGAUCACGGAGAGUUAGCAAGGGUGAGCUAUCCCGUUAUCGGAUUCUCUGGGGCCAGCGUCUACCCAGAGGGCAGUAUCCGUUUACCGGUUCAAGUGGGUAGAGGAUUAUCAGCCAGGAACUUAAUGGUCGACUUUUUGGUGAUAAAAGUACCAGCAGCGUAUAACGUAAUAAUUGGUCGACCAUUCAUUCAUGACGCACAGGCGGUGGUGUCCACGUAUCAUUUGACCAUGAUAUAUCUCUCAAAUCUGGAAAGAACAGAAAGGGUACAUGGCAGUCAGGAGACUGCCAGAUCGUGUUAUCUGACAGCGAUAAAGGCACCAGGAAGGAUGGUGCCGAAAACCAACCUUGCCCGAGAAGCAAACAUGCCAACCAAAAGAAAGAGAGGGGAUCUGAGCAUGGAAAAUUUUGAUGAAAGGCCGGUUUGCGUCCCAAGGCCGGCUGCAGAUGGAGAAACUCGGGAAAUUGAAUUGGUAGAAGGAGUUCCAGAAAGAACGGUACGAAUAGGUGCCGAUAUGGAGGCAGAUCAGCAGGUCAAUCUUAUCGGCCUGUUACGAGAAAAUGCAGACGUCUUUGCCUUCUCUGCAGAUGAAAUGCCCGGUAUCAGCCCAGACAUCAUAGUGCAUCGUCUGAAUGUAGACAAGUCAGUCAGGCCGGUAAAGCAAAAGAAGAGAAAUUUCUCCAAUGAAAAUGCUGCAAUAAAAGAAGAAGUGGAAAAACUGCUGGAAGCAGGGUUCAUAGAAGUUUGUGACUACCCCGAAUGGUUGGCCAACGUAGUCAUGGUAAAAAAGUCAAAUGGCAGUUGGCGAAUGUGCGUAGAUUUUACCAAUCUGAAUGGGGCGUGCCCCAAGGACUGCUAUCCAUUGCCACGAAUCGAUAGACUGGUAGAUUCAACAAGUGGCCACGCUCUUUUGAGUUUCCUGGAUGCCUUCUCAGGGUAUCACCAAGUCAGCUUGUGUAAAGCCGAUAGAAAGAAGGCCGCCUUCAUCACAGAUUCAGGGGUAUACAGCUAUAAGGCUAUGCCAUUUGGGCUGAAGAAUGCAGGAGCAACCUACCAGAAGUUGGUGGAUAGGGUAUUUGCUUCCCAGAAAGGGAGGAACAUAGAGGUAUAUGUGGAUGACUCAAUAGUUAAAAGCCGAUUGGCCAGCGACCACAUCGACGACUUGAGAGAAACUUUCGAAACUCUGAGGAGGUUCAGGAUGAAGUUAAACCCCAAAAAAUGUGUAUUCGGGGUCCGAUCGGGAAAGUUUCUGGGUUUCCUAGUAAGCGAAAGGGGGAUCGAUGCCAAUCCAGAUAAGGUAGUUGCAAUUAUGAAUCUACCAGAACCCGGUUGCAUAAAGGACGUGCAAAGGUUAACAGGAAGAAUGGCCGCAUUGACCCGGUUCAUUAGCAAAUCAGCAGACAGGUCGUUGCCCUUUUUCAACGUGUUAAAGCAAAACAAGAAAUUCAAGUGGGGAGAAACAGAAAAAGCAGCCUUUGAGGCAGUAAAACGGCACCUGCAAGUCCUACCCACAAUAGCUCGACCAGAGGAAGGGGACACGCUGCAGCUAUACAUAUCUGCUUCUCAGCACACAGUAGCAGCAGUUCUGAUCAUAGAGAAAGAUAAAACACAGAUACCGGUGUACUUUGUCAGCCACAUCCUGCAAGAAGCAGAAACGAGGUACUCCUUGAUAGAAAAGUUGGGGUUGGCAGUAUUGAUUGCAGCCAGAAAGCUGAGACCUUACUUUGAUGCACACGGAAUCCAAGUCCUCACAAACUACCCACUGGAAAAAGCAAUGCAAAAAAUGGACACAUCAGGUAGACUCCUAAAAUGGGCGAUUGAACUAUCAGAGUUUCACAUGGAGUAUCGGCCCAGAAUGGCUAUAAAAGCCCAAGCACUGUCUGACUUCAUAGUCGAAGCAUCAUACCAGGAGGAGGAAAUAAAGGAAGGAAUAUGGGAAGUAGCAGUAGACGGCUCGGUCACCAAAUCAGGGGCAGGAGCAGGGGUAAUAGUUACCUCACCAGAAGGAGACCAGUUCGAGUAUGCUAUUAAGUUCUCUUUCCAGGCAUCAAACAACGAGGCAGAAUACGAAGCCGCAAUCGCUGGCAUACAGAUCUGCACGACAGCUGGUGCUCGUAGGCUCAUGCUCACAACCGACUCACAGCUGGUAGCAAACCAGUUCUCAGGAGAAUAUGAAACGAAGGAAGAAUCCAUGAAACGAUACGCCGAAAAGCUUAAACAGUCAGUGGCACAGUUGGAAAGCUUCGAAAUAAAAUUAGUACCCCGAUCAGAGAACAUGUUGGCAGACUCCCUGUCAAAACUGGCCAGCUCAAGUGCUCUGGUAAAGUCAGUAAUGAUGGAAGUCAUGCAUCGAAGGAGCACUGAAGUAUUGGGAAAAGAGGUCAUGGUAAUCACGAGCCAACCUGAAUGGUAUGACACCAUGUGGGCAUACAAGAGAGAUGGAACACUGCCUGCAGAAAAAACAGAAGCAAGAAGGUUGAUUAGGAACUCAUGCUGGUUUGUAAUCAUCAGAGGCCAACUCUAA
Spinacia oleracea (spinach) is the source of this 3927-nucleotide messenger RNA. RefSeq lists its product as uncharacterized. The record is from RefSeq and is a predicted model, not a curated record. Bases 1 to 3927 code for a protein of 1308 amino acids. Lineage: Eukaryota; Viridiplantae; Streptophyta; Magnoliopsida; Caryophyllales; Amaranthaceae. Gene Ontology annotation, molecular function: nucleic acid binding; RNA-DNA hybrid ribonuclease activity. The transcript has a single exon.